GAACAAAAAUAAUAACGAAGAUGUCAACAGCCAGCUCAUUAAAAGUUGAAACAUCAAGACAUUCAGAUCCUCGAAAUUAUUAUACAUUAAAAAAGAAAUCAAUAAUAAAGACUACAGCAGGUCGAACACCAAUAAAACGGACACAUAUUUUACAAAAAAUUUUUCAUACACGUAAUGUACCAAGAUCACAAUAUUAUUCGUCACAAGCAUCGAAUGUAACCGCUGAAAAUCAACGUGAUGUUACCAAAGACAAAAUACCGUUUAAAUAUCCAGACGAUCGAAAUUUGUUAUAUUACAAAGGUCAACUUAAAGCAAAAAAAGCCGAAAAUCGUAUAAAAGAAAAAUACUUACCGAUAUCAGCACAGCAAUCAAAUCGAACACGACAAUGUUCGGAUAUUUUAAAGCGUACAUUUGUCGAAGAACCAGAAGAUGUUGUUCAUACAAUUACCGAUAUCGAUCCAGAAUGGUUUACAAUGGUUGAGGGUCGUCCAAUUUUAACACAACAUAGUCAAAGUCGUUACGUGCAAGAUUUACGUAAUUGUCUAUUAACGAAAUUACAAAUAUCGUUGAAAGAAGAUGAAAUUUCACGACAAGAGGAGAAUUAUCAACAAGAAUUACAAACGAUAGAUGCGAUGAAUAAAAGUUUUGGAGCGUAUGUAAACGAUUUUGAGGAUAUGCUAUCGAAAGAUCAUGCAGAAGCUAUGAAAUUGUUACAUGAACUUGAUGUUAUGUUAAAACAUACAGCAAAAAAAGAUGAAGAAUAUAAAAAUUUAUCGAAGGAUUUAGGUAUAUUACGCGUUCGCUUGUAUAUACUCGAGGAAAAUUGGCGUACUUUAAAAAUGUAUCAAAAAUUUUUGUAUCAAACAAGUCCAAUGCAUUGGCGGCGCGAACAUGAUUACAUUCAUAAAACCGAACAUGGUUUAGUAACGCAUUGGAGUUCAUUAUUUGGAAAAUAUCGUUUAGCAGAUACAUCCGUCGAACCCACUUUGGAGAGUUUAAUAGAUAUAUUUUUAGAAGAUAUCAAAACACAAGAGGAACCAAAAUUAUAUUUUACCGAUCCAGAACAAAUUAUUGUUGUAUUUCGUGAAUUAGAAGCGCAAAACUUAAAUUCGUUAUUACAUUCAGAGGAUUUAGCAACGCCAUUAGAAACAAUGACGAUACAAUUGGAAGAAACCAAAAAUACAUUAGAUAAGGAAUUGGAAUUAAUGCAAGAAGUUGUAGAUGACAUUGAAAAAAAUAUUCUCUGGUAUGAAGAACGUUCUCAACAAUUAGAAACAGAGGCGAGAAAAAUUAUUUACACAACUUUCAAAUCAUUAGUGGCCGAAGAUGAAAUUAUUAAACUGUUUUGUAAUGUUGAAGAUUUAUACGAAACAAUAAUUGCAUCAAAUGAUUCCAAUAUUGGAAUGGGUCCUAUGAUGGAAGCAAUUGAAAAUCGAUACGAGGACUUUAUGCUCGAAUUAGACACAAUAUCAUUGGAAGCUGUUAAGAGUGCUGAAACUGAAGCAUAUUCUGAAGAAUAUCGUGCAAUGACAUUAGCAAAGGAUGCUGCACGGAAAGUCCAAUUAAUCGAUGUAUUAAGUCAUAAAUUACAAAGAGUUUUAGAACCACCAAAAUAUCGAACGACAAAAGAAUUAAAAGCACGAUCACCGUUACCAGAACGGCGUAAAAAACGUAAAUCUGCUGAUAAUAAAGAAAUUGAUCCGAAAGAUUUAGAAUAUUUAAAAUUAUUUACUGAUUUUUGUCUAAAUACUGAUAAUCCACAAGAUUAUGGAGUAUCUUAUAUGAAAUAA
Messenger RNA from Chrysoperla carnea, 1790 nucleotides. RefSeq names its product cilia- and flagella-associated protein 100-like. The record is from RefSeq and is a predicted model, not a curated record. NCBI's taxonomy places the organism in Eukaryota, Metazoa, Arthropoda, Insecta, Neuroptera, Chrysopidae. The transcript has 4 exons. Bases 21 to 1790 code for a protein of 589 amino acids.